This is a messenger RNA of Ziziphus jujuba (common jujube), 1959 nucleotides long. Its product is annotated as probable galacturonosyltransferase-like 1. Bases 294 to 1394 code for a protein of 366 amino acids. Gene Ontology annotation, molecular function: glycosyltransferase activity. The transcript has a single exon. The record is from RefSeq and is a predicted model, not a curated record. Lineage: Eukaryota; Viridiplantae; Streptophyta; Magnoliopsida; Rosales; Rhamnaceae. Gene Ontology annotation, cellular component: Golgi apparatus.
GUUGCAAUGUGAAUUGUGAACUUCAACAAACCCCUCCUUCAAAUAUUCUUGACUAAGCCUCUCACCUUCGGACCUCCGACCCUCCCUCCAGCUAUCCUUUUUGCCCUUUUUAUUUUUAUUAUUUUUUUCCCCCUCAAAAAAAAAAAAAAAAAAAAGGGUCCAAAAAAAAGAAAAAAAAAAGCAAAGCGUGUUCUUAAACCUGUGUGUCCCUAUUUUUAAAGCUAAGCCAAGCUGUACAUCUUUUCCCUCAAAACAACUACCUGACUUUUGCUAAGCACCACCACCAACUCACUAUGCGCACAUCGCUGCCCCUUCCCCUCCUCCUCCUCCUCCUCCUCCUUAUUUUGCUCUUCCACACCUCGCUUUCUACUUCCACUACUACUGCCACCUCCAAUAAUGCCAACGCGACCCAGCAAUUCCGAGAAGCUCCGCAGUUCUACAAUUCACCGGAUUGCCCUUCCAUCUCCACCGCUGAUGAAGAAGUGGACCCCGAAGAAGACGAUAGCGACCACAUCUGCUCCGAUCAAGCCAUCCACGUGGCAAUGACUCUCGAUACGCAGUACAUCCGGGGUUCCAUGGCAGCCAUCCUCUCCGUCCUCCAGCACUCCUCUUGUCCCCAAAACAUUCUCUUCCACUUCGUCGCCUCUGCCUCAGCCAACGCGUCCCUCCUACGCGCCACCAUCUCCACCUCCUUCCCUUACCUCAAAUUCCAAAUCUACCCCUUCGAUGAUUCCUCAGUCUCCGGCCUCAUCUCCACCUCCAUUCGUUCCGCCUUGGACUGCCCGCUUAACUAUGCUCGCAGCUAUUUGGCCAACAUCCUCCCGCUCUGCGUACGACGUGUCGUUUACCUGGAUUCCGACCUCAUUCUAGUCGAUGACAUUGCCAAACUCGCCGCCACUCCGCUCGGCGAUAGCGCUGUUCUUGCCGCUCCCGAAUACUGCAACGCCAAUUUCACUUCGUAUUUCACUCUCUCCUUUUGGUCCAACCCUUCUCUGUCCCUUACCUUCGCUAAUCGGAAACCUUGCUAUUUCAACACCGGAGUGAUGGUGAUCGAUCUCGAUCGAUGGCGAGCCGGAGACUACACGGGCAAGAUUGAGGAAUGGAUGGAGCUGCAGAAGAGAAUGAGAAUCUACGAGUUGGGUUCCCUACCUCCGUUCCUGUUGGUGUUUGCUGGGAAUAUAGCUUCGGUGGACCACAGGUGGAACCAACAUGGUCUUGGCGGCGAUAAUUUCAGAGGACUUUGCAGGAAUCUGCACCCUGGCCCCGUCAGUCUAUUGCAUUGGAGUGGGAAAGGUAAGCCAUGGGCCAGACUCGAUGCCAACAGGCCCUGUCCCUUGGACGCUCUCUGGGCUCCUUAUGAUCUCUUGCAAACUCCAUUUGCUCUGGAUUCUUGACGAAUAUUAUUAAAUGUGAAGGGGCAAAAGUACCCCCCCAAAAAAAAAAAAAAAAAAAUUGUUAAGUUUUCCGGUCCUUUUGGCGCGUGGAAGUCGGAGGGACUAACAAACCGAUGCCUCUAUCUUUCGUUUUCGACAGUGUGAUUUUGCUGAAGAUGUGAAAGUGCGGCGUCGUCGACCGGUGGUGGAUUGAUCUUGUUGAGAACGGGGAAGGAAGCUAUUAUGGGUAAUUUUUGUUUAUAGUUUGUAAUGUUCUUUGUAGAGAUCAUCAUACAACACCUUGAACAGUGAAAAUAACUCAUACAUAAUAGUAACAAUAAUAAUGAUAAAAUUUUAAAAAAAUGGUGUAAUCAUGGAAUAAUAACCCAAAAAUUAAUCCAGUAAAGCAGUAAAUGGAUUAAUUUGUUCAUUAAUUUCCAUCAGAUGAUCCAUGUAAGAUAUAAUUGUACCAAAUUCUGUAUAGCAAAAAGAGCUGGUUUUGUUUUUGUUUUUUAAUGGUUUAGUUCGUGAAUAUUGUUUAAUUUCGAUCAAAUUAAAUUAAGCAUUAUUAUUAUUAUUAUUAUUA